AUGUUGGAGCUGCUGUGGAAUUACAUACUCAUCGUGCUUAUUCUAGGUCUUAUGAAGUCUACCCUGGGCCAUUACUGGCUUUGGAUCGGGGCGUGGAGAUUUGAUGAUUUGCAUGCAUCCCUCGAAUACUAUGAAUCUUCCAGAUUGAAGCAAUUCUUGGUCAAUUUGGUGUUUUUCCUAGUGUAUCCUCCCAUACUGCUGCAACGCUGGUGCCAGUCGGAGUUUUGUCAACGUUCGACCGACACCGAAGAUGACAUCAUUGAGCUGGCCAUCGACGAUGGUGAGGAUGAGUUGCUUCGCCGCGGAAUGUUGCGUGGUCGGAUGAUCGUUCAGAAAGAAAUAAUUUUAAACGACGGCCGCGAAGACGAAUUCUAUCGACGGUAUGACGACAUGGAUAACGAUGCGGCACAGGAAAGCUACCCUGGAACUCCCCUCAUCCGUUCACCUUCUGGUGAGCCACUGAAUCUCUCGAAGGAUCACGACCCAAGGGAGUCGGGAACUGGAAAAAUCCUGGCAUCGACCAAAUCGAUCGAUUCGGUUUCAACAGAUUCUUCGGAGGAUGAGUUCGGUGCGAACGAUGAAAUGGUUUCAAUGCAGCAAAGGUCCACGUUCCACUCAGCAAUCUCGUCGUCCAGCUCCACCACGAAGGAUUUUAAUGCCCCGUAUCGAAAGGAUUCGUCGCAUAAGACAUAG
Molecule: messenger RNA, 693 nt
Organism: Anopheles cruzii
Lineage: Eukaryota; Metazoa; Arthropoda; Insecta; Diptera; Culicidae
Exons: 3
Coding region: 1-693 (230 amino acids)
Source: RefSeq, a predicted model, not a curated record